This is a messenger RNA of Sinocyclocheilus rhinocerous, 3254 nucleotides long. RefSeq names its product matrix metalloproteinase-16-like. Gene Ontology annotation, cellular component: extracellular matrix; plasma membrane. The record is from RefSeq and is a predicted model, not a curated record. Gene Ontology annotation, molecular function: metalloendopeptidase activity; zinc ion binding. The transcript has 10 exons. NCBI's taxonomy places the organism in Eukaryota, Metazoa, Chordata, Actinopteri, Cypriniformes, Cyprinidae. Gene Ontology annotation, biological process: extracellular matrix organization; proteolysis; collagen catabolic process. Bases 256 to 1743 code for a protein of 495 amino acids.
CUGCUCAGUAUAGAAAAGCAACCUGCCUGUUCGCCAAGGCAACGUUUCAAAGCAGAAGAAAUGCCUCGAAAUAGUGCAUCCGAUAUGCAAGAUGGAAUGUGUAUUGCCAGCGAAAUGACAAAAUGUGCGGACGCCGAUGCUUCUCCGCGCUCCGAUGGUUUCAUCUUCGGUCCAAAAUGCCACUUGCUUAACUGACAUACGAGGAUAGAGGCGUAAAUAGUCAUUGAUAAAGGAAAAUCAAGCGAAUCUACAAAUAUGAACGGUACGCUGCUUAAAAAGCGAAGGCUGGACUGUGUGUAUGCGGCGUGGUUACAGAGAUAUGGCUACCUCCACAAGACCCAGCCUAACAUGGCUGUCCUGCGAUCAGCCCAAACCAUGCAUUCUGCUAUUGCUGCCAUGCAGCACAAGUAUGGACUAAACAUCACAGGGAGUCUAGACAAGGAGACAAUAGACUGGAUGAAGAAACCCAGAUGUGGGGUACCAGACCUGCUUGGCGGCAUAUCUGGAUCCCGCAGGAAGAAGCGCUAUGCACUAACUGGACAGAAGUGGCAACGCACACACAUCACAUACAGUUGCCAGUCACCGCCAGCAGGUAAUGACCUGUUCCUUGUGGCGGUCCAUGAGCUUGGUCAUGCUUUGGGACUGGAGCAUUCUAAUGACCCUACGGCUAUAAUGGCUCCAUUCUAUCAGUAUAUGGACACCGAGAGCUUCAAACUGCCUCAUGAUGAUCUACAGGGCAUCCAGAAAAUAUAUGGUCCUCCAGACAAAAAUCCUCAGCCUACAAGAUUGCUUACGACCGCUACGCCUCCUCGCCUGCACCUACCAACUGACCCUCGAAAGCAUGACCGACAGGGUCGCCCUCAUCGCCCUCCGCAGAAGUCAAAACCAGCCCACCCCAACUCCAAACCCAACAUCUGUGACGGAGGUUUCAACACUUUGGCAAUCCUACGACAGGAGCUGUUUGUCUUCAAGGAUCAGUGGUUCUGGAGGGUGCGAGAUAACUCUGUGGUGCCUGGAUAUCCGAUGCAAAUUAGCUUCUUCUGGAGAGGUCUGCCUCCCAAGAUCGAUGCUGUCUACGAAAACAGCGAGGGGAAGUUUGUCUUCUUUAAAGGCAACCGGUUCUGGGUGUUUAAGGAUACAACUCUACAGCCCACAUAUCCUCAGGACAUUUCUCUUUUUGGCAAUGGAAUGCCCACACAGAGCAUUGAAACAGCUGUUUGGUGGGAAGACGUGGCCAAAACCUACUUCUUCAAAGGGGACAGAUACUGGAGGUACAAUGAGGAUAUGAGAACCAUGGACCCUGGAUAUCCAAAACCUAUUACUGUGUGGAAAGGCAUCCCAGACUCUCCACAGGGAGCCUUUGUGGACAAAGAAAAUGGAUUCACAUACUUCUACAAGGGGAAGGAGUAUUGGAAGUUCAACAAUCAGAGGCUAAGAGUGGAGACAGGCUACCCCAGAUCUAUCCUGCGUGAUUUUAUGGGCUGCGACGGCUUACCUGCCGACCCCGACUGGGACUGGAGCCCUCCAGAGGAAGAAGAACCGCCACAAUAUGACAAUGAUGACGUUGAUAUCGUACUCAAGCUGGAGAGCAGCGGUGGAGCAGAGAAAGCGGUGGCCAUCGCCAUCCCCUGCGUCCUGGCCCUGUGCAUGAUGGUGCUGCUUUACACCGUGUUCCGCUUCAAGAGGAAGGAUACGCAGCGCCACCUACUGUACUGCAAGCGAUCCAUGCAGGAGUGGGUCUGAGAAUUAAAGGUCCCACUUCUUCUGCUAAAACUAGUUUCAUCUUAAAAAUCCCUUCAAAGGUCAAAAAUUGGCUCAUCUUGAGGCGCUGACUUUGUCGGUAUUUGUUGGCAGAAACGAAGGAUGACAUAAACGAACAGCAUGCCAACUUCCUGUUCCCAUUGUCAGCCUUCGUAGAUGGCAAUGUGUCGUUUUUGUUUGGUUUUGGAACUCUGUGUGGCUUUGGCGGCCAUUUUGGUUCCUAGAGUCCAAUGCGGGAGUAAACUGUUCCUCUACAAAUCAUAAUUAUGAACUUUUCAAUUGAUUUGAGAAUUAUUUAUCAUCGGACUGCUGAUCUAGAUACUCCAUAAAGAUUGAACUCACCUGUGUCACUUCGAAAUACUUGCUUGUGUUGAAAAAACUGAUACCCAAACCAAAUAUGCCCUUAGUGUCCAAAGAGGAUUGCUUCAUUCACAUGGAAUAUUCUGAGAUCCCUCGGGGAUUAUCGAUGACUGGCUUAUCGAUCAUUAUUUGAGUUCCAUUUGGCUGCAUUCAUGUGCAGAAUAUAUGGGAUCUAUCUGCUUGGAAAUCAGAAGGACCUUGACAUAUAAUAUCGGGGCUACAUGCAAUAUUUCGUCGAAUGCCUUAAUCACAUAUUGAGUUUAUUUUUCUGUGUGUUAGUGUACACGUGCCUGUGUGAAUGUGACCCCUUUCCAUUAAUUCCUUUCCUUAUCACUGUUCUUUUGAUGCACUACUGACUGACAGAGAUUUGCAGUAAGGUUUGAAGUGCCGCUGACUGUUUAAAUGUUUAAUUGAAAACAAGUGUAUGGCUGGUGUCCAUGUUCUGUGCUGCUGCGUUGUUAAAAAGACUCUAAAGCUGCAGCACAGAACACUAGACUUUUGGUUAAGUGCUUCCAAUCAAUUCAUAGGGAAUUUAUUAAACGGAAGAAUGCUGUUGAGCAGAAAUACCUAAUGAACCUUCCUUGAGAAUCAGAUUAUCAACCAUAAAAAAUUACAUGAAAAUGUUAAAGUUAUAUAUAAAAACACUUAUAUUAGCGAUGUUUUCAAUGCAAUAUGUAGGCUAGAUUUGCAUUUCCUGAACAAAAUACUUGUGCUUGCAAGGCAGCAAGUGAAUUGUGGUAAAGUUUUGGGUAAAUUUAGCUUUUGAGCUUUGGUUCGGUGAAUGAAGCUGCAUCAUCAGCACCACUCAUGUAUCUUCUGUUGACCGUGUUCGAGAACCAACCAAUAAUAUAAGAAAGUCUUUGAGGUAUAAAGCCAAAAUUGACACGAAAACUGCAUUGCCAUAUUCCAUUCAUUAUUGUGCAUGAACACAGUUGUUCGACACAUGCACACUAGUAAGUUUCAUCUUUGUUCAGUGUCUCUGCUACUGUACUUCACAAUUUACUACCAAAUUAUAUGUAAUAUCCAAUGAAUUAAACCUACACUGAAAUGCACACUUUGCUUUAACAUCACACAAUUUUGAGGCAUGUGAGUUUCUGAACAUGAAUGAGCAUCAAAUACUGCUCUGAAGUGCA